AUGCUCUUUGUAGGCCAAGUUUUGAAUGGGAUCCCUUUCGGAACCAUUUCCGUAGUAGGUUUAUCUUAUGCUAGUGAGAUAGCUCCAUUGACUUUAAGACAAUUCUUAACAUCAUAUGUGAUGCUUUGUUGGGCCAUGGGUCAGCUUAUUACUGCUGGGAUCUUGAAAGGUCUCUUGUCUAACACUACGGAAUGGGGUUAUAGAUUACCCUUCGCUAUACAAUGGUGUUGGUUACCUCCUUUAUUCAUUGCCACAUGGUUUGUUCCUGAUUCCCCCUACUGGCUUGUACGGAAAGGCAAAUCUGAACAAGCUCUUGAAACCAUCAAACGGUUAACAUCACCUCGGAUUCAUCAUCAAGCUAGUCAAAAAUUGAAUUUCAUAGUUUAUACCCAUGAACUAGAAGAAACAUCUCAAAAAUGGGGCAAGUAUCUCCAAUGUUUCCGAGGUAGUGAUUUCAGACGGACAGAGAUUGCUGGGAUGGUUAUGGCUGGACAAGUUUUGGGAGGAAACAAUCUUAUGUAUUCAGCAUCAUAUUUCUUCAGUCAGGUGGGGUUAGAUAGUGAAACCACCUAUAACUUGAAUUUAGCUAUCACUGCUCUAGCAUGUUUGGGUACAGUGACACUUUGGUGGAUCUCAUCCAUGGUAGGAAGAAGAAGAAUCUAUUUAGUGGGAAUUAGUGCCAUGACACUCUUCCUUCUUUUGACUGGUAUUCUCCAAACACCGGCUAAAGAUAACCCUGACGUAUCGUGGGGACAAGUUGGAUGUGUUUUUGGUUGGGUAGCAGCAUAUGUACUUUCCGUAUCCCCCAUAGCUUAUACUAUCACAGGUGAGAUUUCCAGUACCAAUUUAAGAUCCCAAACCAUCGCUAUUGGUAGAAUCUGGUAUAACAUAUGUCAACUAGUUUCCCAAAUCAUCAACCCUUAUUUCAUCAAUCCUACCAAAUUGAAUCUUAAAGGUAAAACUGCAUAUAUUUGGUUUGGCACCAGUUUGUUAGUGACGAUUUGGGCUUAUUUCAGAUUACCUGAAACCAAAGGAAGAACAUAUGAAGAGCUUGAUCGAAUGUUUGCCUUGAAAGUUCCAGCAAGACAGUUUAAGAGAUUUCAUAUCAAAAGAGAUGAGAUUUAA
Yamadazyma jaroonii is the source of this 1125-nucleotide messenger RNA. NCBI's taxonomy places the organism in Eukaryota, Fungi, Ascomycota, Pichiomycetes, Serinales, Debaryomycetaceae. The record is from the annotation of a GenBank genome assembly.